Messenger RNA from Delphinapterus leucas (beluga whale), 4875 nucleotides. RefSeq names its product TATA-box binding protein associated factor 5 like (gene TAF5L). The record is from RefSeq and is a predicted model, not a curated record. Gene Ontology annotation, cellular component: histone acetyltransferase complex; nuclear protein-containing complex. Gene Ontology annotation, molecular function: protein binding; transcription coactivator activity; RNA polymerase II general transcription initiation factor activity. NCBI's taxonomy places the organism in Eukaryota, Metazoa, Chordata, Mammalia, Artiodactyla, Monodontidae. Gene Ontology annotation, biological process: regulation of DNA-templated transcription.
CUGGACCUUUUAAAGGAUACCCAAAAAAGGAUUAAUGAAUGUGAAAACGCCUGACAAGUGGGAAGUGUUCUGUAAAUACUAGUUAUCAGCUAUUACAAUUUCUUUUUUUGGCAGAGAAUACUUUCUAGGUUCCUCGUAGGCCUAAAGUUUUUGCGUUAAAUGUAAUUUUGAUUUUUGUCAAUUAUAAAUCAUUCCUGCCUUAAAAAUCAGUGUUAAAUUGGCAAACCAAAAAGUGGGCUUGCCUUGACCAUUUUUUUGGUUUGUUUUUUGUUAUCAACAGUAAAGCAGAUUUGUGUGUUUUGGAAUAGUUUUGUUGCUUCUCCCUCUGAAUGUGUGAAAUUUGUUUGGUUCUAUCACUGUGGAACUAGGUAAAGGCUCCUCUUAACUAUUCAGUCACUGGUUUUUUGGUUUUACUUUCGCAAACAGAUGUCCUUCAUAAUACCUAUGAAGGACAUCUCUGGAGAAAGGGCUGUUGUUUGUUUGUUUUGUUUAUUUGAUGAUUCGUUUUAGCUGGAAGGGAGCCCCGGGGGCGCUCUGGUAAACCAGCAUUACCCAGUGGACCGUGCUAGAAACCGUUUCUAGCCUCUCCAUGUGACAGCCAGCCAGCUUCUCAGGUAGUAACUGUUGUGAUCAAUCUCUCAACAAGCAUUUGGUAAGCUUUCACUGUUGUGUUUCCCGAGAGAAGCCUUUGAGCAGCAAGACAGUGUAAAAGGUAAGAGCUCAGACCAUGCAGCCAGGUGGCCCAAGUUCCCCUCCUGGCACCGUGGACCCUUGGGCACCUGUCUGACUUCUUUAAGCCUCAGCUUUCUUAUCUGAAGAAUGCUCCCUAGCUUAUAGGGUUCUGGGGAGGCGUAAACGAGAUAGUCUACGUAAAGGACUUAAAAUAGUAUCUUACCUGUGAUGUACACUCAGUAAGUGCCAGGUAUUAGUAGUGGCGGUGUAGGAAACAAAUAGUAUGGUGAUUCCUGUGAUAGAGGUUUGUUCCUGGGUUUGGUGGGUGGAAGGAAUCAGGCUCAAGGAAGCUUUGGGGAAGAAGUGGCCAAGCUAGGCUGUGAAGCAUGAGUGGGAGUUAGCUAAACCAGCUAGGAGUGCCAUUUGGGGUGUUCCUACAGUUAAUGGAGGAGCCUUGACCAAAACCCCUAAGGCGAGAAGGCCUUGUGGUACCCACCUGUUUUGUAAACAAAGGCAGAUAAGAGUAACCUCAAGGUGACACAGUGGAGACGAUUUUUUUAUCCUCCACACUGGUGAAGGAAGGAGAAAGUUUUUAAGCUGAGCGCAGAUGGCAUCAGAUUAGCUGUUUGGAAAGAUUGUGCCUGUAGUGGUGUGGGAUUAAAAGUAGGGAAGGCCCAGCCACUUGUCCUGGCAGCUUUGUGUCUGCCUGUGACUCCAAAAGGAAAAUGACUGCUUAGCAGGGGCAGGCAUUUGAAUCCAAAUCUGGAAGCCUAAAGAGCGCUCUGAGAAGGCAUGAAGAAACCAGAUCAUUCCAGGCAACCUUCUCUCUUAAAAAGCAUCUUCAAGGAUGUACUGUAUAUGCCUGACUACAAGGCAGGAUUCCCCCCAAAGUAUCCCUCUGAAAAGAGGGUGGUACCACAUGUUUAAGUCUCUCCUGUUACAGGCACUGUAAUUACUCUUUCCAACAACAAGAUGCCAUUUGGGAAAUACAUAUUGGACUGAAACAAUCUCAGUCAUUGCUAGUUCGGGAUAUUUAUACCACCAAUGUAUCAACAGUAAGUGAUAAAUUUAAAAAGUUCUGCCACCUGAAUGGGUAUUGAUGGCUUGCGUUGAGAUUUCCAGCGAGAGCAUCAAGUGCUGUAUCAUAGAUGAUUUGGUAGGAGCGAAGAUGGUGUGUUCUGGAAAAUGGAAUUUGAUGAUUCAGAGUGGCUUCAGUGACUACAGAGACGCUGGUGUUGAAGAUGGAGAAUGAUAAACAUAGAAAACCAUAUCCCCCUUAUUCUGAGAGCACAGCAUCCUGUUUCUUCUGUCUACAGUGGUUGUAAAUGGAGCCCACGUGAAAGGUCAUGAAACGGGUGCGCACCGAGCAGAUUCAGAUGGCCGUGUCCUGCUACCUCAAACGCCGGCAGUACGGGGACGCGGACGGCCCACUGAAGCAAGGCCUGCGGCUGUCGCAGAGCGCCGAGGAGAUGGCCACCAGCCUCGCAGUCCAAUCAGAAUCUGGUUGUGCCAACAUAGUGUCUGCGGCCCCUUGCCAGUCAGAGCCCCAGCAAUAUGAAGUGCAGUUCGGACGGCUGCGGAAUUUCCUCACCGAUUCUGAAUCCCAGCACAGCCAUGAAGUGAUGCCUCUCCUCUACCCCCUCUUUGUCUACCUCCACCUCAACCUGGUCCAGAGCAGUCCCAAGAGCACGGUGGAAAGCUUUUACAGCCGCUUCCAUGGAAUGUUUCUGCAGAAUGCCAGCCAGAAGGACGUCAUCGAGCAGCUGCAGACCACCCAGACCAUCCAGGACAUCCUGUCUAACUUCCGGCUGCGGGCCUUCCUGGACAACAAGUACGUGGUCCGCCUGCAGGAAGACAGCUACAACUACCUUCUCCGCUACCUCCAGAGUGACAAUAACACCGCGCUGUGCAGAGUCCUCACCUGGCACAUCCACCUGGAUGUGCAGCCCGCCAAGAGGACGGACUACCAGCUCUACGCCAGCGGCGGCCCCUCCCGGGGCGAGGGCGGCGGCCUGGAGCCUGCCGAUGUGCCCGCGCCCAUCCUGCAGAACGAGGCCGCGCUGGAGGUCCUGCAGGAGAGCAUUAAGCGUGUCAAGGACGGCCCCCCCUCUCUCACCACCAUCUGCUUCUACGCCUUCUACAACACGGAGCAGCUGCUGAACACGGCGGAGGUCUCCCCGGACAGCAAGCUGCUCGCCGCUGGCUUUGACAACUCCUGUAUAAAACUGUGGAGUCUGCGCUCCAAGAAGUUAAAAUCCGAACCGCAUCAAGUAGACGUGUCCCGCAUCCACUUGGCUUGUGAUAUCUUGGAGAAGGAGGACGACGAGGACGAUAACGCAGGCACGGAGAUGAAGGUCCUGCGGGGACACUGCGGGCCAGUGUACAGCACCAGGUUCCUUGCGGACAGCUCAGGGCUGCUCUCCUGCUCUGAGGACAUGUCCAUCAGGUACUGGGACCUCGGCAGCUUCACCAACACCGUGCUGUACCAGGGCCACGCCUACCCCGUGUGGGACCUGGACAUCAGCCCGCACAGCCUGUACUUCGCCAGUGGGUCCCACGACCGCACGGCCAGGCUGUGGUCGUUUGAUCGGACGCACCCGCUACGCAUCUACGCCGGGCACCUGGCAGACGUGGACUGCGUCAAGUUCCACCCCAAUUCAAACUACUUAGCCACGGGCUCGACCGACAAGACGGUCCGGCUGUGGAGCACCCAGCAGGGGAACUCGGUGAGGCUCUUCACGGGCCACCGCGGCCCCGUGCUCUCUCUGGCCUUUUCCCCCAACGGUAAGUACUUGGCAUCGGCGGGUGAGGACCAGCGGCUGAAGCUGUGGGACUUGGCUUCCGGAACCCUCUACAAAGAGCUUCGGGGCCACACGGACAACAUCACCAGCCUCACCUUCAGCCCGGACAGCAGCCUGAUCGCGUCAGCGUCCAUGGACAACUCGGUGCGCAUCUGGGACAUCAGGAGCGCGCACUGCAGCGCACCCGCUGACGGCUCGUCCAGCGAGCUCGUGGGCGUCUACACCGGCCAGAUGAGCAACGUGCUGAGCGUGCAGUUCAUGGCCUGCAACCUCCUGCUGGUGACCGGAAUCACACAAGAAAAUCAGGAACAUUGAUUUUUAUCUUUGAUGUAACGGACUGGGGCGUGCAAAGGGCUCCAGACGACAAGUCUUAGGACAGACGUAUGGAAUCACUGACUGACUGUGAAGGACUCCCCGCGUCCCCACGCAUCCCCCCUCGCGCCCCCUCGUCCCGCGGACAUCCCGAGCCCGCCACCCUUUGCUCAGCCCCCAAGUGUGGAGGGACGGGGGGAGGAAGGGCGGUGACGGGGAACGGACGUGAGAUCAAGAAUCACGGAGAUCCCGCGGUGUCCCCCUGCCGGCCCCUUCCUGUCUCUGGAGCCAAGAUGCCCUCACCUCGCCGGGGCUGCACUUGGCCAGAGGAGGUUUGCUGGGCGCCCUCCCCAGGAGCAGUGCUGCAGGGUCACUGGGUGAAAGGGACUCUAUCUGGGUAGAAUUCGGGGGCGGGAACUAGGAAAGGGGGCGGGGUCAUCCUGGCAAAUGUCUUUCCUUUUUCGUGAUUACAGAGAACCAGGAUUUUUUAUUAUUAUUAUAAUUAUUAUUAUUAAUGAGAAGAGGAAACCUAGCACUGGCAGAGGGGGCCUUCUCUGCUCUCAUCUUUCAGGUUUUACUCCUGGCACUGGCUGUGAUACUUGGAAUUUUGAGGUUCAGGGAAUUCAGAGAAUUUGGUCGUACAGUGUAUUGGGAGAAAGGGAAAAUUUCUGGGUGACAGAUUGAUCACUCCAGCUGACAUGUUUCUAGAAGUGGGUGGGUGGAUUUGAUUGAGAAAGUCUUGGGCUCUUGCAGUGAUGGUGGGAUAGAUUCUUUUCGUGGCUGCACUUCUAUUAACAGUUCUCUCCCCUGAAAGGACAGAUUGUGGUAAAGAAAUGAAAAUAAUUGGAAGUGAGAAGUCAAAAGAUAGAAUUAGAAAAUGUUGAAUUUCCAAAUGAUUCUGAGGUGUGGCUUUUCCAGCGUCUUUUCCCCCUGAGAUCAUCCCUCCCACCUCCUGCUUUGCAAUAGCAGUUUAAUGAACAGUCUGUGAAACAAAUCUUAAGUACGAACACACACGUCGAAAACUAUGCUCUGAGGAUAAAGCAACUUCUAAUUUGUGGAAAAAGGAUUAAAUAUUUCUGUUUUCUGAAAA